UAAGCCUUCAGUUGCCCCCCCAUGGCAGCGACGCUGGCCAGGCUUAAGACAUGGUGGAGGUCGAAGAGUGCGGAUGGGGACGACGCCGAGACAGAUCAGCAGAUGACCAUGAUGUGGGAAGUGGCGAACAUCAAGGUAGAGCCGCCGAGCAAGAAGGAUCCCGUACGCCCAAGCAAGGUUCCAGUCUUGCAGGACUUGCCCACAGAACCCACGGACAUCUCCUACCCGCCUCGCGCAGAGCCUGCUUGGACCUCCGCCGCCGACGACGGCGAGAUCGAGGUGCAGGUUAGCAGGUCCAGGUCGAGGAAGUCGACAGUGGAAGGCGGUCUGACACCCUGGUCAGAUGAGGCAGACGAGGAUGCAGUUGGUUUGCGCAGGCCCAGCGUUCUUUGGAUGGACUAUGUCAUCAACAACGAAGCCGAGAGAAGAUUCCAAGGAAAUUGCGUUGCUGCUAUGCGGCCGCGUCGGCAGUUCCGAGAUCGGCCUGAGCACAUGCGGCGGCAGGACCUGAUCAAGGAGGUGAAGCACCCGGACCUGGUGAAAUUGUGCCAAGUGGCAGCUCGGCGGAGGGGCGAAGUGGAUCCUUCGCUGGAAAUGACCAAGGCCAACAUCUCCCACAUGGACAUCACGGUUUAGCUCACUGCUUUGCGCUCGAAGCCAAGCUGAAAAACCUUUGGUUUCCCUGAUUUGGUCUUUUUUUGGCAGAGGUGCCAAAUUGCCAAAGGCUGCCAAACGGUGAGCCUUUGUUUUUGGGUCCUUUGGGCGAGUGAGUUAGACUUCUGUGACACUCCUCACGCGUGUCCUAUGCCUUGGCAGGGCCGGCCUUGAUGGGUUUAUGUUCCCGAGCUGCCUUGUUUCGACGGUGGAUUUGCUUUUGGCCAAGGGCUGGCUGAGAGGCUGCGCUCUCGCGAGCAGCGCCCCAGCUUUUAGAGACCGGGGCUGGCGAAGCCACUUCCGGCCGACAAGGGGGAAGAUGC
Effrenium voratum is the source of this 977-nucleotide messenger RNA. NCBI's taxonomy places the organism in Eukaryota, Dinophyceae, Suessiales, Symbiodiniaceae. The record is from the annotation of a GenBank genome assembly.